This is a messenger RNA of Penicillium paradoxum, 1548 nucleotides long. Its product is annotated as MFS transporter. Lineage: Eukaryota; Fungi; Ascomycota; Eurotiomycetes; Eurotiales; Aspergillaceae. Gene Ontology annotation, biological process: transmembrane transport. The record is from RefSeq and is a predicted model, not a curated record. Gene Ontology annotation, molecular function: transmembrane transporter activity. The transcript has 2 exons. Bases 1 to 1548 code for a protein of 515 amino acids.
AUGGAAAAGGAAGCAAGCGAACCGCCUACUUGCCACACCCAAUCGACUCAAAAUGCAAAUGCGGGGACGGAAAGCGGAGAUCUCGCAGACGUUGACUAUUCAGUCUUCACAGUCAGUCAGCGCAGAUAUAUCGUCUUCAUGGCCUCUUGGGCGGGGUUCUUCUCGCCUGUCUCUUCUCAGAUCUACUUUCCCGCUCUGAACACUCUAGCAAAAGAUCUGCAUGUGUCGAAUUCGUUGAUCAAUUUGACCUUGACAAGUUAUAUGAUCUUCCAGGGGCUGUCGCCCAUGUUUAUUGGUGACUUUGCGGACAAGGCUGGACGACGCCCAGCAUACAUCGUGUGUUUUACUAUCUAUAUCGCAGCCAAUAUUGGACUUGCGCUGCAAGACAAUUAUGCAGCUCUAUUUGUUCUCCGAUGCCUGCAAAGCGCAGGAAGUAGCACGACUAUCGCCCUUUCAUCUGGGGUGGUCUCUGAUGUAGCCACUGCAGCACAGCGAGGGUCCUACAUGGGAUUCGUCAUGGCAGGGUCUCUCAUGGGCCCUUCAGUCGGGCCCGUUAUUGGAGGCCUACUAUCCCAAUACCUGGGCUGGCGGGCUAUCUUCUGGUUCCUAACCAUCUUUGCAGGGGCUUUCAUGGUUCCCUUUUUGGUCUUCUUCCCGGAGACCGCUCGUGGUAUUGUUGGCGAUGGAUCAUUGCCUCCCCAAAAAUGGAAUAUGUCCCUGAUCAGCUACCUGAAGUCCCGGAAGGCUCACGAGGAAGGCGUCGCAUCUCCAGCCAUUGUAUCCAAGCAGAAGCUCAAGUUUCCCAACCCUUUCGAGACACUUGCCAUUGUUUUCCAGAAGGACACUAGCCUCAUUCUCUUCUGUAAUGCUAUACUUUUUGCUGGGUUCUACGACGUGAGCGCAAGCAUUCCGGCUAUUUACAACGAGCUCUACGGGCUGGAUGAUCUCCAAGUCGGUCUCUGCUAUAUUCCAUUUGGUCUGGGUGCAACUAUUGCCUCUGUUGUCAAUGGCAAAUUCCUGGACUACAACUACCGCCGACUCGCAAAGCAAUUGAAUUUCCCACUAACUAAGAACCGGCACACUGAUUUACGCAACUUUCCUAUUGAAAAAGCUCGUCUUCAGAUUGCGUUUCCCCUUCUCGUACUAGGAGGCAUCUGUGUUCUUGUGUUUGGCUGGUUCUUGAACUAUGGGAUUCAUCUUGCCGCGCCGACUUGUAUUCUGUUCCUUCUGGGACUGACAUUGACUGGCGCAUUCAAUACUAUCAGCACGCUCCUGGUGGACCUAUACCCAACACAGGCGGCCAAGGCUACUGCUGCGAACAAUUUCGGCCGUUGCUUACUGGGGGCGGGGGCGACAGCGCUCAUCGAUCCUAUGCUUUCUGCCAUGGGUCGAGGUUGGUGUUUCACAUUCAUCGCGUUAGUGAUGAUGGCUACGACGCCGUUGCUCUUGAUCGUGAUUCAGAGGGGUCCGGAUUGGCGCGAGGAGCGUCGUUUGAGGGAGGAAGCCAAGCGUGUUGGUGCCAGUAAUAUCCAGGCCAGCCAGAAGUGA